AUGGGUUCAAAAUACACCCCAAACCGUCGUUUGUUUUUUGGUAGUAUACCAAUGAACAAAACCCGCGACGAUAUUUGGAAGGCACUUUUGCGGGAAGGGGUGCAGAAUAUUGUCGACGUUAUCUCCUAUAAGUCCUAUUCCGAUAGGCAUGUGAAUCGUGGUUACGUUUUCGUGGAAUUUACCAGUGAUCAAGAAGCCGAAAGGGCCCACGCUAAACACAGAAAUAAUUUGAAAUUGUUCGGUAAAAAAGUAAUUAUCGAUUGGUCGAACCCUAUGAUCGAACCAGAAGCCAGUGAGAUGAAAUCGGUCAAAAAAUUGUUUGUAAGGAACCUCCCUGUUACCAUGACCAGGCAGGAGCUUGUACAAAUCCUGACCGCUGCUUUGCCGACCUCGCAUUCGAUGAUUAAAGUGUACAAAUUUAAGGAUUAUUCGUUCCUUCACUUUGAUAACCGGAAAAAUGCUGAAAAGGCCUUGGAAGUAUUGAAAAGCUACUUCGAAGGUUUAGACUUCUUCAAAGAUGAUAUUCAAGUGACCUGGGCAAAGCCACCUAGCAGGUUUCGAACACGCGGCUCAUUGAAUUCGACCAAAAGCAUUGCCCCGUCCAAUUGUUAUUGUCAUUUACAAUCUUCGGCUGAUUCUCCAUCUCUGUCUUCGCGUUUAUCUACCGAUUUUUCGCAAAAUUAUAGACGUCGAUUUUCAACUUCAUCUGAUAAUUCUUUCCGUUCUGCCAAUUCAUCGUCAUCAUCGGGGGUAGAUUUUUCAUUCGAUAACAAACCUAUUGCUUCUCCGAAUUUGGUCACAAAUUAUUCCAACACCAAACAACAGGUAUCGCUUCGCGAGGAAUAUCCUUUGCUUCAAAAUGAACCUGAAUGGGUUUUGGACUUCCUCUUGAAUACGCUCAAAGUAGCGUUAAAAGACAAAACUUUGCACGAGUUGAUGGACGAAUUGGAUAUUGAUUACUUCGACAAUAUUUCGUCGUAAAUAUCCUAAUAAUAAAUAGUGAUAAUAUAUUUUUUUACUGUACCAGGUACCUAUGUAAUUUGAAACGAGAAGUGUUUUAUGUUGAGAAUAGAAUUUUUA
Messenger RNA from Agrilus planipennis (emerald ash borer), 1080 nucleotides. Its product is annotated as heterogeneous nuclear ribonucleoprotein R-like. Gene Ontology annotation, cellular component: nucleus. The record is from RefSeq and is a predicted model, not a curated record. NCBI's taxonomy places the organism in Eukaryota, Metazoa, Arthropoda, Insecta, Coleoptera, Buprestidae. Gene Ontology annotation, molecular function: mRNA binding. Bases 1 to 981 code for a protein of 326 amino acids. The transcript has 5 exons.